Messenger RNA from Pseudocercospora fijiensis CIRAD86, 1730 nucleotides. RefSeq lists its product as uncharacterized. Lineage: Eukaryota; Fungi; Ascomycota; Dothideomycetes; Mycosphaerellales; Mycosphaerellaceae. The record is from RefSeq and is a predicted model, not a curated record. Bases 1 to 1479 code for a protein of 492 amino acids. Gene Ontology annotation, biological process: sterol metabolic process. Gene Ontology annotation, molecular function: oxidoreductase activity, acting on paired donors, with incorporation or reduction of molecular oxygen; heme binding; iron ion binding. The transcript has 3 exons.
AUGGCACUUGGCUUCUUGGUCUACCUUUCCUACACUCCACGAAUCAAGGGCAACAUUCCAGCCUUCACACCUGAGACAUAUCCAAUCAUUGGUUCCUACAAAUUCUUCACCCACAAACUCUCUUUCUGGAAGGCAGCACAGCGCGCAUCGAAGAAUGGCAUGUUCAGCUUCUGGCUUGGCAAGAACCACGUUGUUGGUGUCUCUGGCGAGGCUGCUCGCAAGAUGUACCUUGAGAACCCGGCCAUGGACCACAUCAAGGGCGUCAUCCUUAUUGGACACGGCCCAGACUAUAUUGACGGCCGCAAGACCAAGCAACACGGUAUCUGGCUUCCCGUCAUGGCUGGCAACAAGUCCUACGCGCAGAAGAACGUCCUCAACUGCCAGAAGACCGCUGAGCUCACCAAGCGUCUGCCAAAGGUUACCAACGACGUCCGCAAGGCUUUCGAGUCUGUUGCAUCUCAAGGUUUCAUCAUCAACCCAGCUCGCAUGUGCGCUGUCCUGACCUGGGAUACUGCCACCCGUGUCUUCGCCGCCGACGAGCUCAUUGAUGUCCCAGAGAACCGUGCCAAGCUCCUCUACUACCUGCCAAUCCUCCAGAAGACCAGCUCUUGCCAUCUCCUCUCGUUCCCAUGGGCAUCAUACUUCAGCUUGCCCUACUGGAAGCGCAAGUACGGACGUGAGGGUAUGCGACGACUUGUGACUCCCAUUGUCGAGGCUCGCAUGAGGAUCAUCGACCCAGUCCGCGCAGAUGACCCUCUCCAGACCUUCGUCGACAACGGUGACAGCGCCGACUACAUGAUCAACUUCCUCAUCAGCAUGAUCUUCAUCUCUGCCGCCAACGGCUGCGUCGUCUCCGGCGCCAUGCUCUACUCCAUCGCACACCACCCAGAGCUUCAGGAGAAGAUCUACCAGGAAAUCAAGGCCGCCGCAAACCAGUACGCCGCCGACAGCUCCGCACCACUCGUUGACCAACUCGACUCCCUCCCAGUCAAGGCUUGGGAGAACAUGUCCGAGACCAUUGAUCUCUGCUACAAGGAGUGCAUUCGCAUGUGGGUCGCUUUCCCAAUGGGUCGUAUGAACGAGGGUACCACCGACAUCAAGAUCCCCGGCACCGACGAGGUUGUCCCAGCCGGUGGUCUCUGCUGUUACAACACCAUCGAUGUCCACUAUAGCGAAAAGCUCUACCCAGAGCCACUCAAGUGGGACCCCGCGCGCUUCGGUGAGGGCCGCAAGGAGAUGGAACAGGAGGCUCAUGGCUUCAUGGGCUGGGGUGCUGGUCGUCAUCCAUGCAACGGUAUCCGCUGGGCCAAGAUCCAGCAGAACAUGAUGCUUGCCUACGCUUUCGCCAUGUACAAGUGGACCGGCUGCCACAAGGAUGGCUCGCCAAACACCGAUUUCAUCCCACCCACCACCGCGCUCAACGAGCUUGCUCCUUCUCUGCCACAGAAUCUUUUCCUCAAGGCCGAGCCACGAAAGUAGAAUGCCACGAGUGGUGAGCGAAACAGAAGCUCGCUGGAUACGUCUCAGAGAGGGAGAGAAACAUAUGACAUGACGAAUGUUUCGAUUGGCGCUGCUGGGGUCGGGGUGAUGGGUAGGGAGCGGUCCGGGAAAUAGAUCAUUCGGUUUUCUUCGCUUGCAGCUUUGCUUGUUUUUUUUGUCAACCAAGCUGAUGAGUGGGAAACUUGGAUGGAAGUUUUUAGUAGCACUGAAUGCAUUUCUUGGAGUUCGUC